AUUGACUUUACUCUGUAUAGCGGUGCCCUCGGUACGGCUUUCUUGCUUUUCAAAGCCUAUCAAGUUGAUAAAAACAAGAAUGAUCUUGGCCUUUGCUUAGAGGUUGUAAAAGCUUGUGACUCCUCUUCUUCAGCUUCUCGGGAUGUGACUUUUAUUUGUGGGUGGGCUGGUGUUUGUGCCCUUGGUGCUGUGGCAGCUAAAUGUGCUGGCAAUGAGCAGUUGCUCAAAUACUAUUUUUCUCAAUUCAGAGAGAUUAAGCUGUCUCGGAAUGUCCCUAAUGAGUUAUUGUAUGGAAGAGUUGGGUAUUUGUGGUCUUGUUUGUUCUUGAACAAACGUAUUGGUGAUGGGACUAUUCCUUCUACAACCACUCGGGCCUUUAUAGAUGAGAUUAUUAAGGAUGGAAGAGAGUUGGCUAAAAGAGGAGGAACUCCAUUAAUGUACGAACGGUAUGGAACAAAGUAUUGGGGUGCUGCACAUGGUUUGGCAGGUAUCAUGCAUGUUUUAUUGGACUUCGUAUUGAAGCCAGAUGAGGCUGAGGAUGUCAAGACCACACUUAAAUACAUGAUUAAGAAUCGUUUUCUUAGUGGGAACUACCCUGUGAGUGAAGAAGAUAGAAAGAGGGAUAUUCUUGUGCACUGGUGUCAUGGUGCUCCUGAUGUUGGUCUCACACUUGUGAAGGCAGCAAAGAUUUCUAAUAUAAAAGAAUUUCUGGAAGCAACUGAGGAUGCAACGGAGGUGGUGUGGAACCGUGGCCUACUUAAGAGAGUUGGGACAUGCCAUGGAAUCAGUGGGAACGCAUAUAUGUUCCUCUCACUCUAUCACCUGACAGGCAACUUAGAGUUCUUAUAUAGGGCUAAAGCAUUUGCUGCCACUGUGGGAUGA
This is a messenger RNA of Pistacia vera, 882 nucleotides long. Its product is annotated as lanC-like protein GCL2. The record is from RefSeq and is a predicted model, not a curated record. Gene Ontology annotation, cellular component: plasma membrane. The annotation marks the transcript as partial. NCBI's taxonomy places the organism in Eukaryota, Viridiplantae, Streptophyta, Magnoliopsida, Sapindales, Anacardiaceae. The transcript has 6 exons. Gene Ontology annotation, biological process: carbohydrate metabolic process; peptide modification.